AUGCCCGUCGCCGUUGCGUCGAGGUCAUCGGCCGCCGGUCGUGCUCCUCGCGAGUCUGUCGAAAAGCCGCGUCGAGAGAUCACCGACCCUACUCUCAUUGCUCUGCACGCCUCGAUCCCCCCUCACUUUCAGCAGGCUCAGCACAGCCCUGCCAACCAUCGAAAGAACAUCGUAUCACUGCACCACAUUCACCUCAAAGUGUCCACCAUCGUAGAGCCUGCAUCGGAUGGUCGUGUGAGGCCGAUUGGCGAGAAGGCAUUCAACGAAGUCUUCAUCGGCUGCCUCGAUCGUGUUCUGCCCAUCAAAAAGGGCGUGGCCAACGCAGACCGCAUCUGCAAGUUUGUCGCCGGCUACGUCACAUAUGCGCAGGAACAGUUCCGGCUUCAGGCUCGCGCCGAGAAGGCUGAAUCUAGGAAGGCUGCAGGACUGUCCGAGGACGAGGACGAAGACGAGGAAGAGGAGGACACCACAGCCACUCGAUUUACCUCACUGCUGCUCAAGCAUCUUCUCAAAGGAUCCGUGUCCAAGAACAAGAGUGUGCGACUUCGCUGCUGCGGCUGCAUCGCGCUUCUCAUCAAUGGCCUCGAAGCACUCGACGAGAAGCUCUUCCAGACGCUCAAGUCUUUCAUGCUCAAUCGUGCAAGGGAUAAGGAGUCCGCUGUACGUGUACAGGCGGUCAUCGCAUUGACCAAGCUCCAGACAACAGACGAUGACGACGACGAGGACUCGGAAGAGAUCAAAAACGUCCUCGUCGAGACGCUUCGAUUCGACCCCAGCGCCGAUGUGCGUCGUGCCGCUCUCUUCAAUCUCACCCCCAAUGAGGAUAACAUGCCGCUGCUUCUCGAACGCCUGCGCGAUAUCGAUGCCAUCAAUCGCCGCUGCGUCUAUCUCGGAAGCCUUUCGACGCUCUUGAGGGCGCAGAGCAAGGCCCUCGAAGGUGCCGCCUCUUCGCAGGCCGGUCCAUCCCGUCUCGGCCUCGACAUCGACUCGGCUGGCGAGGUUGUCCGUAUCGGUAUGGGCGAACGAGAGCCUAGCGUCAAGCGCACUGCGCAGAAGCUCGUCCUUGCUUGGUUCGACGCCUGCGGUGGUGAUCUCGUCGUUUUCCUCAAUCAAUUCGACGUCGUCAUGUCCAAGCACAUCGAGGCUGCACUUCUGAGCAUCUUGGAGAGUCGCCCGAGCCUGGUUGCUCAGGUUUCGUUCGAUGCCGACGAGUUCUGGGCCAAUCUGUCGCCGUCCACUGCUUUCCUUGCCCGCGUCUUCGUCGACUACUUUAAGCGCACCAAGAACGACCGUCGUCUCGAAGAGUGCCUGCCCGUCGUCACCGCCCUGGCUUUCCGCAUCCAGAAGGAGUACGGCGAGCUGGUUCAGCUCAUCCAGCAAUACAAUGCAAUCGUCAACAGUGCGCUCGUCCCCGAAGACGAGGCCGAAAUUGCGGCCUUCACCAUCCGCAACAAGACCUUUGUCGUCUCUCAGCUGCUGGGCAUCGGCCUCGCUUCGGACUACGGCGACGAGGCCGGCCGCAACAAGAUGUUCGGUCUGGUCCGAGAGAUGAUCUCUGACAUCGAGCUUCCUGAGGAUCUCGUGCCCGGAUGCCUCGACGUGCUUCUCAAGCUCACCACUCAAAAGGACUUCAUGCGCAUCAUUGUCGAGAUCGUGCUGGAUCUUGGCGACGAGGAUGAGGCUGAGGCGCUCGAAUACGACGAGAGCCAAAUCGACGACACGAUGAGCAUCGAUGGCACUCCGCUCGCGCGCAAGAAGCCGCGCAAGUCGCUCAAGGUCAAGGAGACUUCGGCACAGGAUGCGCUCGUGACCGAGCAUCGCUGCCUCACGAUCGUGCGAGCUAUGUUGGAGCGCGUCGUCGGCGCUCUUCACGAGAACACGGCUUUCCACGGUCUCAUCCCGCAGCUGAUUGCUCCUGCGGUGCGUUCCAAAGACGCACCGGUACGCGAGCUGGGACUGAUGUGCCUUGCGCUUUGCUGCCUGCUCGACAAGAACCUGGCGCUGGAAUCAUUCCCGCUCUUCAUCGAUCAGAUCCAACGCGCGGAGGGCAAGAUCAAGUUGACCGCGGUGCAAGCGGUGUUUGACCUGCUCAUCAACCAUACCAUUCCCUACCUCUGUUCUCGCAAUCCGGCAGGAAAGGAGAUGGCGAGACGUCAGAUCAUCUCGUACCUGCUCAGCUUGCUCGAGGACGAGGAUCCGACCAUCCAGAGCGCAGCCUGCGAGGGUAUGGCCAAGCUCAUGCUGACCGGCAUGGUGGAUGAUGACGAAGCGCUCAAGAGUCUGGUGCUGAUCUACAUGUCGCCCGAGACUGUCGACAACCAAGAGCUUCGACAGUGUCUGUCGUACUUCCUUCCCGUCUACUGCGGAUCCUCGAGCCGAAACCAGCGUCGUCUGCAAAGGGUGUUUGUUUCGGUGCUGCAGGUGCUCACCGAGGUGUAUGAGGAGAAGGACGAGGAUCAGGAGAUGGUGACGCCUACGCAGGUAGGGUUGCAGCUGCUCGACUGGUCGGAUCCGGACAAGGUCAUGAUGCGUCCCGGUCAGGUGCGCGACGAGACGGUGCACAUCGACGUGGCGAUCGAGCUGAUCAAAGCCAUGUACACGAUCGAAGACACCAAGGAUUGCAAGGAUCGCAAAGUCAUGUGCCAGCUGCUGGGUAAGCUGUACCUCCCGGAAGAGCUGGAGGAUGUCAAGGUGCAGGAGGUGCUGAUCUUGCUGACGGGUCUGCACGAGCUCAACGAGAUCACGGAUACGGUGACCAGGAACGCGCUGGCUAGGUUUGAGGCUGCUUUCGCCAAAGCGUAUGCUGCACAGGUGGAGGCGGGGCUGGGUGGGCUGGGAGUCGAAGCGACGCCGGCUUUGGAGGGAUUGAAGAGCUUCUUUGGUGCGAUUCGGGUGGAUGUGGAGGAGGUGAUCGAUGCGUAUGCUCAUUCGUCGAUCAAGUCGGCGAGCAAGUCGAGUCGCAAAUCGACCUCGAAGGGUGCUGCUUCGGCUCGCUCCUCAGAAGCUGCUUCGAGGAAGAAGAGUCGUAAGUCAAGGGAUGGCAGCGAUGAGGACGACGAGGAGGAAGAGCAGGAUGAGGACGAGGAUGAAGAGGAUGACGAGUAG
This is a messenger RNA of Pseudozyma hubeiensis SY62, 3105 nucleotides long. Its product is annotated as potential nuclear condensin complex subunit G. Gene Ontology annotation, biological process: mitotic chromosome condensation. Lineage: Eukaryota; Fungi; Basidiomycota; Ustilaginomycetes; Ustilaginales; Ustilaginaceae. The coding region runs from base 1 to 3105 and encodes 1034 amino acids. The transcript has a single exon. The record is from RefSeq and is a predicted model, not a curated record. Gene Ontology annotation, cellular component: condensin complex; condensed chromosome.